This is a messenger RNA of Zingiber officinale, 7168 nucleotides long. RefSeq lists its product as uncharacterized. The transcript is spliced from 18 exons. Lineage: Eukaryota; Viridiplantae; Streptophyta; Magnoliopsida; Zingiberales; Zingiberaceae. The record is from RefSeq and is a predicted model, not a curated record. The coding region runs from base 371 to 6817 and encodes 2148 amino acids.
CGCCCCUUCUAAUCCGACGCAGGGUGGGCGUGUGAGCGAGCGAGUGAGCGCGAGAUAGACGAGCGUCGAGAAGAACGACAGAGAGAGGUCGGAGGUGAGGAAGAAAGAGGGUUCUCGCACCUGCUCUCAAAUUCAGCCUUCGAUUCGACGAGGAAUUCGUAGCCGGAGCAGGAGAUUGCGCGCCCGUUCGUGAGAUUCGUCGGAGCUAGGGUUUACUGGGCGGAAGGGAAGGCGCUUCCGGUCAUCUUUAAACGUCGAUGAGAGCCAGAAGAUACGGGUGGGAUUUCGGCUCCGGACGCUGAAGGGGCAACAUUUUGUCUCCGGAUGGAGGGUGGUGGAAGCUUAGCCGCUCUGCCUUUGGGGUUUAUCCAUGGAUUGUGAUGAUAGUGACUUUCAGAGCCAGAACUUUCAUCUAAUUGGAGAGGAUAAUGAUGGGUUUCCCCAAAGCUUACAGUCAUAUGAUCCUCCAAAAUUUGAUAUUGACGAUCAUUUUCAAUCUCAUUUAAGGUUUGAUAGUUUAGCUGAAUCACGACUUUUUCUUGGCAUUCAAGGUGAAGAAAACAAUUGGAUCGAAGAGUUCUCUCCUAGACAUAGUACUGCAGAAUUUGGCUCAAGUGCCUUGCAGACUUGUUCCAUUGCUGGGAACGACGUUUGGUCUGAUACUCCAUCUGAAUUGCCGCGGAUGCCAGUAAAAUCUAUUAGAGAUAAUGAGGUAAACACACAAAACAUGAAUACAGAGUCAGAAAUACAUCCAAAAGAAGACUCUGCUAAAAAUAUUCUGGGGUUGAGUGAUGAUAUAGCUAGAACCAACCAGCAUGGAGUUUCUCUUCACACUCCCAUUUGUGAAAAUUCUGAUUCUGUCUCGAAUAUAAAUUUAUCUGACCAAAAGUAUCAUGCUGUUGGGGAGGUGGUUGACUCAGAAUUCACUGCUAAUGUAGAAUUAACAUCUUCAUCGGUUGAGGUACCUAAAGCAUGUUUGGUUUCUGGUGAGCUUGUUGAGGUGGUUCAAAGCAAGGACCUAUUGGAUAAUUCACUUCAAACUCCCAUUUGUGAAGAUUCUGUUUCUGUCUUGAAUAUAAAUUUAUCUGACCAAAAGUAUCAUGCUGUCGGGGAGGUGGUUGACUCAGAAUUCACUGCUAAUGUAGAAUUAACUUCAUCAGUUGAGGUACCUAAAGUAUGUUUGGUUUCUGGCGAGCUUCUUGAGGUGGUUCAGAGCAAGGACCUAUUGGAUAAUUCAUCAGUGAUUAGUUCAUUUGAUGACUGUGCUAGUGCUGUAAACAGAAGUCUUGACAUGAGUGCAACUUCUGUUCCCAGCAACAGUCAGAAUUGCUCCUUGGCUUUACUCACCGAUGCUGCAAGUACCGAAACAGGUAAACUGGGAAACUCAUUAUUAACAGAGCCAAAGAAAGAAGAUUGCCAUACCAUUAAUGUGAAUAAGAACUCAGAAUCUUCACAGUCUGAAAACAAGCAGAGUGAAACAUUUUCUAUUGUACAUGGUGAACACAGACUGAAUGAACACAGUUCUCUGGACCAGGCUCUCAAUAAUGAUGUUUGUGCUGUUAAGGAUUCUUCAGGAAUGGUUCCACCGAUAGAUUCUCUGGUGUUGGAAAAUGAAGGGUCUCAUGAUAAUGUGCUCUCAGAGAACUCUGAUGGACUGCUGCAAGCUAUUGCUUACCAAGUGAAAUCUUUGAACAAAGACUUGAAGGCAGAGGAUAAAAGAUCAACUAAUACUGCUCAGUUACCAUCUUUGGCAAAGGAUGCUGGAGAGAAUUUUGUUGACGCUGUCACUGAGAAGAGAACCGAGCUUUCUGAUAUAGCAGCAGGACUUAUUACUUCUCCUGCUUUAUUGCUUGUGGAAAGUCAACCAUUUUGUUCUGGGGAACAGAGAGAUCUUGAUAAGUCCAAAAGAGUAAUUGGUGACAAAAAAUGGAAGAUAGACUUUUCAUCUACAGUAGACACUGAAAUAACUGCAGUUGAAGAUGAUACUGGUUCACAGAUUCAUACUUUAACUACCCAUAACUUGGAUAUUUUGCAGAGAGCAAAGAAUGGUGACAAUAAAUCCUUAAAAGAUUUUACUGAAAAGUUGGAUGCCUCAGAACAAACUGUUGCCAAUCAACCUUCUGCUUUACUGGAGGGUGCAGAAAAUAUGACCUCUUCCUCUAAUGAGGAAUUAGAUCCAAUAUCUGAGACUGCUUGUUUGGUUGCUGAAUCAACUGUCGAUAACAUUAGUCAUUUAGAGGAAAAGGAUGAAUCUACCCAAUCGGUCGGUUCAAAUGACAAUAAACUUAAGGAUCACUCUCCCAUUACUGAGAUUACACAAUUAUCGUCAUCUGAAACACAGGACCAUGGUGUGUUGAUGGAUAGUGAUGAGAUAUCAAUCAAGGACCAAGCAGAGAAUACCCAGCUGCUACACUCUGAGGUUGAAGUGAUAAUAGAAGAGAAAGAAAUCAUAUUGUCAUCCUCUCCUGAUUUGCAUUCAGAUGGGAAAGAUGCACAGGCCACUUCCUUGUCAGAUGUGAAUUUUAGCACAAACAGUGAGAAAGUAGGAGGAUUCCAUGUGAUGGCUGAUUCAGAUGCGAAGGGUCCAUCAGUUGAGAUUUUUUCUGAUGAACAGGAAACUACCAAAAAUGAUGAAGUUCAGGUGGCUUUUUCAGAUGGGGCAUUUUCUCUUUCCACUUGCAAAAGCACAGAGCAAGAAGAUGCAAAUUUAGCUCCAACAAAUCAUUCUGACAAGCCAAAACAUACUGAUAUAGAAUUUGAUACGUCAAAUAUUGGUACAAAUGUCCUUUCUCAGUUGCCUUUGCCUGAAGGUAAUCUAGAGUCCUCCUCCUUUGAUCCUCAAGGUGGAAAGGCAAGUUCAUAUGAUACAAAUUGUGGUUCACCUACUGUUAUUAGUUGCAAAGAAUGGAACCUUGAGGAAAGGAAUAGCACACAGUAUAGAGAAAGGAAUAGUUUGUUGCAAAAUUUUGCAGGCCCUUCGUUAGAGGCACCAAAGUUUGAUAUCUUUAAAGGCACUGUUCAAGAUCCCAAAAUGAGUACUUUUGGUGAUGAUGGAAACUUCACGUUCAUAGUACCCCUAUGUAAAAAUGAUACCCCAGAAGACUGCAACAAGGCUCAGGAAUUUGCCAAUACGACUCAGCUCUUAGAACAGUCUCAGAUUUCUGCAGAAAUUUCUCAGGAACAUUCAAGUGACACUGUAAAAGAAACUACUAUCAAUCCAAGCAUGAGUGUGGAAAACAAAAGGAAUCAAGCAUCUGCUCGUGCAACUAAGAAGGCCGGUAUUUCAAAAGGGGAUGCAAAUGAGAAGUCACAAGAAAAACAUUCUAAAGGAAGCAAAAGGACACCGCGUAGUACAUCUAGUAGAGCCUUAAGAAACAAAAUUAGCAAAGAUGAUGUGCAGCAAUGUACUAUGAAAUCUUCCUGUUCUCCAAAUGUUCAAACAUCUAAUCUGCCGGAUAUGAGCACAUCAGCUACUCCGCUAUUUCAUCAGCCUUUCACAGAUUUACAACAAGUACAAUUGCGGGCUCAGAUUUUUGUUUAUGGAUCUCUCAUACAAGGAGUCCUGCCAGAUGAGGCUUGCAUGUUACCAGCCUUCGGAGGAACUGAUGGAGGAAGGAGCUUAUGGGAGAAAACAUGGCGUGUUGCUUCAGAAAGGUUUCAUAACAAGAAAUCACUGACCAGCAGUUCAGAACAAGGUGUCAGCUGCAGCCCUCUCUCAAGCAAGGCUCUUAAUUCCUCUGCUGGUAGGAGGGACAGCAAGACCCCAAUUGCAGCAACAAAAAGUUCCAUUGUUUCUUUCCAAUCACCAUUCCAGAAUUCAUCUAAGGAUGUUUUACCCUCGAAUAUCACAAGAGGCACCUACUUAGAUUCCAAUCAAUCUUCCCUUCCUCUACAUUCAUAUCAGACUUCGCAGAUGAGGCAGUACUUGACCAACUCUACAUCUUGGUUUUCUCCAAGUCCUCAUCAUGCUUCGUGGGUUGUUCCAUCACAAGGUUCACCUUUUGAUUCAACUGCACAUCAUUCUUCUGCAAUAGCUUCUGAAACAUCUCAAGUAACACCUGCAAGAGACACUUCUAAAUUUCGUGCAGCAAAUAUGCAGCUUACCUCUUCAAGCGCUUUGCUGCCUCGUCAAGAUACUCCAAGUAUUUCUGCAGUAUUGUCAAGUGAGGUUCAAAAUAAGGAAGCUACUCCUGUAGGAAAUAAAAGCACUUCUACUAGGGAGAAGUCCAGAAAGAGGAAAAAGAUUUCUUCAUUGGAGGAGCCUCUGUUGAAUAUUUCUACUCCCCAACCUCAACUAGAUUCUGCUUCUGCCACUUAUGUCACUAGUAAUCUACCUAGUUGUUCAUCCCUUCCUCGAUUGUCUAGUUCUCUAAGUCCCAGUACAUCUGUUGGUUUUAUUUCAACUACAUCUCAAGCACCAGCUGUCCCUUACUACCAAAUAUUGGGGAAUAGUUCUCAACAGAAUAUCUUCUCAAAAGAGACCUGUACUCAUAUUGAGCAGUCAAAGGUGCAAGCUGACAUUGCUUCUGCUUCUGCUGCUGCUGCUAUUAAGCACAGCCAAACUAUUUGGGAACAGAUGACUGCUCAAAAAUCAGGCCUUCCAUUGGAGGUUGAAGGGAAGCUUGUCUCUGCAGCUGUUGCUGCUGCAGCAGCUGCUUCUGUAGCAAAGGCAGCUGCAGAAGUUGCUAAGGUUGCAUCCGAGGCUACAAUGCAGGCUAAGAUGAUGGCAGAUGAGGCAGUUAAUUCUUCAUAUGCUGAAAAUGGUACUCAAAGCACUGAAAGUAACCUUGAUAUUGGGAAAAGUUUGCUUACCUCUUCAGGUAAGGAUAACAUUAAUGGUCUUUCAGUCAUUUCUGCUGCACGAGAGGCUACAAGGAGGAGGGUAGAAGCAUCCUCUGCAGCCAUGAAGAGGGCUGAGAACUUGGAUGCCAUACUAAAAGCUGCAGAAAUGGCUGCAGAAGCUGUGUCCCAAGUUGGAACCAUCAUUGCAAUGGGGGACCCCCUACCAUUCUCAAUAAGUGAAAUAGUAGAAGCUGGAUCUGAUGUUUACUGGAAACGACAUCGUAAGACUAAAAUUGGGGCUGAAUCAAAUUUACAGCCCAAGAAGAAUUUAGGUCUGCAUAUAGCAAGUGACCAUGAGUUAUACACAGAACAACAAGCUGAACUGCUAUCAGAUCAUAAUAAGAUAAAAGAUUCUAUUAUUGAAAGGUCUCCUGGUAACCUGAAGUCCAUAUCAUCAGAAGAACAUUAUGAAGGGCAUGAGUUACAAGGCAGAGAAAAGAUUGUUUCAACCGGAAGAGGUCCUACACAAGGAAGUACCAUUCAGACAGGCUCCCAUGUUGAGGUUGUAGCUGAAGGUGGUCUUCAAGGAGCUUGGUUUUCUGCAUUUGUCCUUGAUAUCAAAGAUGGUAAAGCAUAUGUGCAGUACAAGGAUCUUCCUUCUGAUGAAGGUCAUGAGAAGCUCAAGGAGUGGAUACCACUUGAAUCCAAAGGUGACCAACCUCCCAGAAUACGUGCACCACAUAACAUAAUGGUAGGUAUACCAGAGGGAACAAGGAAGCGGAGGAGAGGGACUCUAAGUAAUUUCAAUUGGGCAGUCGGUGACAGGGUAGAUGCAUGGAUGUGUGAUCGUUGGUGGGAAGGUGUUGUCACUGAUAAGAAUCCAGAUGAUGAAACCAAAUUAACUGUACACUUUUCAGGGUCCGAUUUGUCAGUUGUUCGAGCUUGGAACUUACGGCCGUCACUUAUUUGGGAAGAUGGCCAAUGGAUAGAAUGGUCUCGUGCGAAAGAAAAGGUUGCUCUUGAAACAUAUGAGGGUGAUACACCCCAGGAGAAACGUCAAAAGCUUUGGCGAUUAGAUGACAAAAGUAAAGAAGAAAUAAUUGAAGGAGGAUUGAAUACUCACACAGGUGACUCAAGCAAGCUGGAAGAGACAAACCCACUUAAUUUGUCAGCAAAGGAUGUAAUGUUUUCCAUGGGGAAGAAUGUUGGUGAGGGAAAUAAUGACGAUGCAUUUAAGGUAAAACGAGCAGGCCUUCAGAAAGAUAGAUCUAAGGUGGUAUUUGGUGUUCCUAAGCCUGGGAAGAAACGGAAGUUUAUGGAGGUUAGCAAACACUACACAGCUGAUAAGACUGAAAAGGCAGCUGAAAGGAGUGAUUCCAUGAAGUUUGCAAAAUAUUUGAUUCCCCAAGCAUCACAGUCAUGGAGGAACAGCUCAAAACAAGAGACAAAAGGAAAGCAAACCACCAACCUGAACACCAGAGUGCUUAAAUCUUUGAGGUCACAGAAUGUUCAGGCUAAGAGUACUGUAGAUAAGGAUAAACUGGUCAACAGUGCCUCUGUCUCAAAUGGAGUAGAAGUGAGUCUUAAAACUUCUUUUAGCACAGGAGAGAAGAAGGAUUCAAUGGAAAUUGGUUCUCUUCCGCAUAUCAUUGGUAAAGUAGAUGUUGCAGUCCUAGAGCCUUCUGCUCAGCCUGUUCAAGGUAUUCCAGCAUCUAAGAAGAAAUCCUCUUCUCUUGAGGUUGAAAUGGGGGAGAAAGAAAAGGGUUCAUCUGGUGUAGAAUUGACUUCCAGAUCCGAAGUUCAAGGUUUGGAAAAUAUUGGAAAAAGAUCUGAUGUUAUUGAACCCCGAAGAUCCAAUCGUAGAAUUCAGCCGACAUCAAGAGUGAGCUUUCUAAUUUACUUUUUUUAUUUGAUAAGUGCUAGCUGGGCAACUACGCAGGAAUGUUACCCUCGAAUUUUCCUUGGUAGCUGUCUAGUUACUGGAGGGAUUGCAAAGCUCUCUGCUCAUAUCCAAGAUUCCCAAUUUUUCACAUGAUAAAGGCACCAAGAACUUGCAUAAAGGCGGACCAUCUUCUAGAGGUCCGAGUCAGAUAAAUCGCAGAUAGCUUCCUUACUGAUGUAUUUCAGUUCACAUAGAAAUUUCCAGCGCCACUAUGACAGAAUUAAAUCUAGGGUUCGUGUACAUAAAUGCUAUCCCAAGAUUGCAAUAUGAAAAGACUUUCUCGGAUGAUAGAUGGUGUAAGAAACCUUUUUUUUUGUCAGAUGACUAGGUGUAUAAUGCCAUAGGUUCAAAGUUAAUUAUGCUCUUUAUCAAGAGCCUAAACGUAUUAAUUCUCAAAUUAUGAUUGUACGCGUCAAGUUAUUGAAUUUCUUGCUGCUUUUGCUA